Meyerozyma guilliermondii ATCC 6260 is the source of this 672-nucleotide messenger RNA. RefSeq lists its product as uncharacterized. The transcript has a single exon. Bases 1 to 672 code for a protein of 223 amino acids. The record is from RefSeq and is a predicted model, not a curated record. NCBI's taxonomy places the organism in Eukaryota, Fungi, Ascomycota, Pichiomycetes, Serinales, Debaryomycetaceae.
AUGAAAACUCCAUCUUUCGCCCUUAUUUUUGCAACCCCAAUCUUUGCUGCAAAUGUGUUGAACGACCCCAACUUUUUCCCCACCUCCAUUCCAGGUAUAACCUCGUUCUACUCGGCUUUCAACCUGUACGUGGGCAAUGCUGACAACUACAUGCAAAUUGGCCAAGGGCUCACCACCCAGCCAUUUUACACCGAAUGGGUAGCUGAAGUCAAGAAACACACUCAGACUUCGUGGUACGCUGCGUACCUUGACGCGCUCACAGGAGGAGACCAGCUUACUGAGUUUGACUUGAACACUGCGCAAUUGGACUCAUUUGCCAGUGAUCUCUUCACCAACACUCAGCUUGCCAGUCUCACUUCUGCACUUUCGAGAGUAACUGGUGCUAGUGACAGCGACUCUGAAGUGAACGAAACGACCGAGAGCGACUCGGGCGAAACGGCUGAAGAUCGUACCUCUGACUCCGGCAAUUCCUCCAGCUCUCAUUCUCAUUCUGAAAAUUCCAGCUCUGGCUCUGGCUCUGGUUCUAGCUCUCGUUCUAGUUCUGGUUCUGGUUCUGGUUCUGGUUCCAGUUCUGCCGCCGCCUCGGGUUCGUCAUCGUCCAAGGCUAAUGGUGUCAGCUAUGCUGCCCCUGCUGGUGCCGUCUUGGGAGCAUUGGCUGUUGCUCUUCUUUGA